AUGGCAUUACCCUCAAGCUCCGCCGAAGCCGGCAUCGAUCCCCGUCUCAAAUAUGCCCGCCGCUCCAGGAACAAGACCAGAGACGAUAGGUACGAGUAUAAGGGCGGCGCAGACUCACAAGGGGCGACACGCAAAUCGAGGUCGGCCAAUAAAAAGAGACGUUCCCAUAGAAAGUCUGGUCCGACGUUAGAUCAAGAAUUCAGAGCUCCCAACGUAGAGUCUAAACGGCUCACCCUCAAACAAGACGCACUUCCUGGCAUCUUCAACAAAGGCAAAGCUUCCGAACCGACCGUCGGACGCGGCAUUCCCGAUCUCACAUUCUCCGAGAUGACCUUUCUGACGAAGAAACGAGAAUUGGACGACGCUCGAAUCCGCGGAAUUCGAGCCAUGGUCCAUCCUCAGAGCAACAUCAAGGGUGGUGCCCAAGAGAUCUCCGGCUAUUUUGCCACCCUAGGAUCCGGGGCUAAGAGGCGGUCGCAGACAAACACACCAGCAAUGCACUCGUCCAUUCGAAAGCCACAGCGAGUUUUCCAAAAACCUUCGCACAGGACGACAGGACGUCCCGUCAGCAACAUCCCGCUGGGUCAAGCGAUUAGCCAGACCAUGAGCCAUCUGCAUGACUCAGAACCGACACAAAGGCCGAUCCAGUUGGCUGCCACUGCUUGCAAUGAAGCCAGUAACUUGCCCUGCUUUCCAUCGCCGAAUACCCUGCGAUCAGCCACUUGUAUAUCUGAUGCCUCAUGGUCGCUAUCGCCGCCGCAGAACCCGCUCGGUGGGCUACAUAAAGAAGGAGCCUCGCCGCAUCGACCGCCCUAUGCCACCUUCGGUCCUUCUACUUGGCAAAGUUCAAGAGUUGUCAAACCGGUGCACCCACGAAGUUCGAUCAGCAAUCUAACACCAAGCGGAUACAUUCCUCAACCCGAGCUUCAGGCGCAGCAGGCCAACGAACGUCUUGGAACACUCCAAAACGGCUACUCACUCGAAGAUCUCAAGCAACUUGCGGCGAUCAGGGAGGCCGGAUAUGCUGCUCAAGAGCUCGCUGCAAAUGAUUCGGCUGUUGCAUGGGCUGUAAAUGACUCAGCUAUCAACAGCCCUCCGCGGAGCGCCGAACUACAACAUAUACAACCAACGGACAGGGAUGGAGACGCAGAAGGUGGGCCCUUGCAAUUGUCUCACUCUGGAGGCGGUGCUUGGACCAGCAAUGGACCUUGGAAGCGGAAGGUCUUUCCUGUCCUGGCUUCCUUGGACCCAAAUCUCGUACCACCGUCAUACCAACAUGAAACAGAGCUUCCAGUUGAAGCGGAGGUGCUCAAAAGACCUGGUAAUUUCGACGACCACUGUACACGCCGUACAAUGUCGCAGCUGGAGACGCAGCACCUGACCGGCGAAAGAGCCCUAGACCCUUUCGACACCGCCUUGCUUACGUCGCUUCAAACCGAUUACGAGCACUCCCAUUUGGCCCAUACGGAAGUAAGCAGUGUCCACGCGAUCAGCAAUGCGCGAUGGGCAGCAGAAGCGGGAACGCAACCCGACAACCAGGUAAAUUUCACAGCACCACCAUGUUGCGAAUCUAUCCCCAAGCCGGCUAUCUGCACGCGAGACAUAUUCAAAGGUGGCGCAGAAGACAAUCUGGCACGGACAGAAAGGAUAGUAUUGCUGCGACCUUCGAUGCAGCAGACGGAGCAUUUGGCACGAUUUGAGGGCCUCAUGCGUCCAAACAUACUUUACUGA
Molecule: messenger RNA, 1731 nt
Organism: Cyphellophora europaea CBS 101466
Lineage: Eukaryota; Fungi; Ascomycota; Eurotiomycetes; Chaetothyriales; Cyphellophoraceae
Exons: 1
Coding region: 1-1731 (576 amino acids)
Source: RefSeq, a predicted model, not a curated record